Molecule: messenger RNA, 495 nt
Organism: Colletotrichum acutatum
Lineage: Eukaryota; Fungi; Ascomycota; Sordariomycetes; Glomerellales; Glomerellaceae
Exons: 3
Coding region: 1-495 (164 amino acids)
Source: RefSeq, a predicted model, not a curated record
AUGCCUCCGGCCCCCGCACCUCCGAGCGCAUCCGUCCUCCUGCCCCUCCACCUCCGCCCCGCUCCCACACGGAAGUCCGGCGGUCGCCAUGUCCCCCACGUACCGAUGAACAAGCCGCUUUUCCCGAAUGAGCUUCCCACGCCAAGCGGCAAUCUCACAACCGCCCCCGCGGAAGCGCGUGAAAGAAAUUUGAACCAAGUGGUAUCUCGCCAGGCUUCCGCGAUCGUCGGGUGGAGUUGUCUCUGCAGUAGCGAGUUCUUGUCAUUGAACGUGGGUUCAUCGCCAGGAACUACCGACGGUGAUAUCAAGAGUAUUGAGGCAAUCACGCUUGCGAUUGCAGGAAGCCAAGAUGAAAUCGGUCCUGGUUGCCGCGUGCAUUCGAUUGAGGGCAAUGUUGUCUCUUGGACAACAUGGUACUUCAUUUGGGUUGCUAAUAUCAACGGGGUGGAACUCCUCAUUCCUGUCUCUCGCGGGAAUGCGUACACUCUCAUCUGA